AUGGAAAAGGAAAACGAAACUAAGAGCAAAAAGGAUCAGAAGAAGGAUCGACGCGUUAGAAUUAGGCAAUAUGGCAAUUUCAGAGGAUACUAUAAGAAACGAAAUGCAGGGACUCCUGAAAAUGAUUCUCGUUUAGAAUUCUUGAGAAAGGAAUGGUUUGAAGACAAGGAGUGUCUUGAUAUUGGUUCCAACGAUGGCACAUUAAUUAUCUCCAUUGCGAAAAUGUUCCGGUGCGAGAGCAUUCUUGCAAUUGACAUUGAUCCUGAACUUGUUGAGAGAGCAAAUAAGAAAUUGAGAAAAGCUGCUGAAAGUGAAAUGCAAAUUGGUGAGUCCUUCAAGAAUCUGAAUGAUGUGGUCACAUUCAAACAAGAGAAUUUUGUGGAGAGCCAGCAUCCAGAACUCUAUCAUACUGUUACUUGGUAA
Messenger RNA from Arachis stenosperma, 423 nucleotides. Its product is annotated as probable RNA methyltransferase At5g51130. Gene Ontology annotation, molecular function: RNA methyltransferase activity; snRNA binding; O-methyltransferase activity. Gene Ontology annotation, biological process: snRNA modification. The transcript has 4 exons. Lineage: Eukaryota; Viridiplantae; Streptophyta; Magnoliopsida; Fabales; Fabaceae. Bases 1 to 423 code for a protein of 140 amino acids. The record is from RefSeq and is a predicted model, not a curated record.